AUGGUGGUCAUCAGGCCAGGUGAUCACGUGUGGCUGACCAGCCAUGGCGAUCAAAAACUGCCCGUUGCAAUCGGCGCUCAGAUCAAAAAGUCAGAAGGUGGAAAGCUACUGCUCAUCGACGAUCAAGAAAAUGAACAUGAAGUCUGGAUCGAAAUCGCCAAAGCGGGCAAACAAAUCAAGGCGAUGCAUCCGACUUCGCAAAGUGGCGUGGACGAUAUGAUCCGACUUGGAGACCUCAACGAAGCGGGCAUUUUGAGGAAUCUUCAUCUCAGAUACAAGAACAACAAAAUAUACACUUUCACUGGCGCGAUCUUAGUCGCAGUGAACCCUUAUCAAAUUAUAAAGGGUAUCUACGAUCCGUCAGAAAUCAAGCGAUACACAAACAAGAAGAUCGGAGAACUUCCCCCGCAUAUCUUCUCCAUUGCCGACAAUGCCUACUACAAUAUGCAGAGGAACAAUCGGGAUCAAUGUGUUGUGAUUUCUGGAGAGUCUGGCGCAGGAAAGACUGAAUCUGCCAAAUUACUGUUACAAUUCUUGGCCGAAGCGUCUGGCCAGCAGAAUAUGGAACAAAGAAUCGAAAAGCAAAUCCUAGACUCGAACCCAGUUCUCGAAGCCUUUGGAAACGCGAAAACUGUUAGAAAUGAUAAUUCAUCGCGUUUUGGAAAAUUUAUUGAGCUGCAAUUCAACAGAAGAGGGGCGAUUGAUUCGGCAAGAAUCGAGCAGUAUCUUCUGGAAAAAUCGCGUCUCGUCCGCCAGAGCGAGCAAGAACGAAACUACCACAUUUUCUACUACAUGUUGGCUGGAAUGAGCGGCGAGGAGAAGACGCGUCUGGGCCUGACCAAACCCUCAGACUAUCAAUACCUCUCCCAGGACAACGUGAACAAGGCACUGUCGAACAAGUGCUACGGAAAAGGGCACGGUUCGUGUCUCUUCGUUCAGGGCCACAACGACGCUGACGAGUACCACAAGCUGAUGGAUGCGAUGAAAACGCUGGGCUUCAAAGACGUCGAGUUGCGAGAAACGUUCAAAUUGCUCGCAGCGCUUCUGCAAAUUGGAAACUUCGAGUUCGAAGAAGCGAUGAUUGACAACCUCGAUGCUUGCCAUUUGAUUUACAAUUCCGGCGUGAAGCAAGUCUGCGCGCUGCUGGAAGUCAUCGAUGAUGUCCUAAUCAAGUCGAUCACGCACCGAACUUUGAACAUGAGAGGCGAAGCUGUUACCUCGCCGAUGAAUAUGAACAUGGCUAGGGACGUAAAAGAUGCUCUUGUCAAGGGAAUCUAUGGAAGGCUUUUCGUCUGGAUUGUGGAAAAGGUCAACUCUACCGUCAACAAAACUAAAGAUGGCGUCAAGCGAAAAAGAAAAGAUGAUCCCAACCGUGGUCACUCAAUCGGUCUUCUCGAUAUUUUCGGCUUCGAGAACUUCGGCAAAAACUCUUUCGAGCAACUGUGCAUCAACUUCGCAAAUGAAAACUUGCAGCAGUUUUUCGUCCGACACGUUUUCAAAAUGGAACAAGAAGAGUACGAGCGAGAAGGGAUCCACUGGCGGAGCAUCGAGUUCACUGAUAACCAGGACAUUCUGGACAUGAUCGCCGCCAGACCUAUGAACAUUUUGAGCUUGAUCGAUGAAGAAUCUAUGUUUCCGCGAUCUACUGAUAGAACAAUGUUGAUCAAGCUGUCGCGAACGCAUGGAAAGAACAGAUUUGAAGAACUCUUCGAUUCAUCAAAAAGAGCGCCCACUCUCUGCGAACAGUUCCGAAAAUCACUGGAUUCGCUGAUGAGAACAUUGAUCAAAUGCCAGCCUUUCUUCGUUCGAUGCGUCAAACCAAACGACAUCAAGCAGCCGGGACUGUUCGAUCGGGAACUGGUCUGCCAGCAGCUUCGAUAUUCUGGAAUGAUGGAGACGAUCCGAAUUCGGCGUCAAGGCUAUCCGAUGCGAUACGAAUUCGCUGCCUUUAUUGAUAGGUACCGGGUUUGUAUCGGCGCGAUGCCUCGCUCAGCUGUCAACCAGAACUUGAAGGAAUCUGCCUCGAAGAUUUGUCGGCUUAUCCUCAAGGACGAUGAAUGGCGAGUUGGAUUGACAAAGGUUUUCCUCAAGGACGAACACGAUGUUGAAAUGGAAGUUGGUCGAGAAAAAGCUCUCCUCAAAUACGUCCUCGUUCUCCAACGAGCUAUCCGGGGAUGGUACGCGAAAAGAACCUUCCAGCGUCUCAAAAGAUCCGUUGUCAAGAUUCAAGCGCUUUGGCGAGCAUACAGAGCGAGGAAAGCUUACAGAGAGAUGAUUCAAGGUUAUGGUCGACUGCAAGCUCUCUGGAGGGCCAGAAGACUCGCUUUUAGAUACAACUUUGCAAGAAAGCGUAUUAUCGGCUUACAGGCCUACAUCAGAGGACAUAUGAUGAGAAACCACAUCGUCGCCAAGCGAGAUGCCAUUGUCACAAUUCAAGCGUACACAAGAGGAAUGAUCGACAGAAAGAACUAUAGGAAGCUUCUGUUCCUCAGAGCUUGUGAAGAACUUCCAGCGAAGGAGAAGAAGAAAAGACUUGAGGAGUUUGAAACAGCAGAAAAGGCUACCUUACAGUCUCUGAUUGAGAAAAGAAAGAGAUCGCAAGUCAAGACUUCGAAGAAGAAAGACAAGGAGAGAGAAAGAGAGCAGUAUCAGGGACGAAAGGAUUAUCAUUUCGAAAAAGCCGCAGCGAUGAUGUCUGAAUCAGAAUCGGAAGAAGAAGAUGCAGGAAGAGCUGCAAUUGUAGAGGAAGUGGAAGAAGACUUGGCUGAAUACUCGUUCCAUAAAUUCUCCUCGACCUACUUCGUGAGCGCUUCAACGUGUAACUUUUCGAAGCGCCAAAUCAGAGAACCGCUGCUUCAUAUUGAUGAUGAACACUCACGCAAAGUGGCUCUCUGCAUUUGGACAACGAUUCUUAGAUUCAUGGGAGAGUUACCCGAGUCCAAGUACAACAAGGCCGACAUUGAGGAAAUCGAAAUUGUACCAGUCAUGACGAAAAUUUACGAAACGAUGGGACUGUCCUACGCUCGAGGAAGAGGAGUGCUCGAUGAGAAAGACAAGGAAAAGGAAGAUAACAAGAACAAAAUGAUAAAAAUCAAGCUUGGAAAAACAGCGACCACAGAUCAUGAUCCUCGACGAUUUGUUGACAAACCCUCGACAAAUCUUGAAAAACUCCAUUUUAUAAUAGGAUCUGGAAUUCUCCGACCACAUCUACGUGAUGAAAUCUACUGCCAAAUAAUGAAGCAACUCACCAAUAACAGCUCGCGACCCUCUCACGCUCGAGGAUGGCUUCUCAUGUCUCUCUGUCUCGGUUGUUUUGCCCCGACUGAGCGGCUCACAAAAACUCUCAAGAACUUCCUUCGAAAUGGCCCUGCCAGUUACGGGCCUUACUGCGAAGACAAACUUCGCCGAACACUUUUGAACGGGACCCGGCAGCAGCCCCCUAGCUGGAUGGAACUUACAGCAGCAAAAUCAAAGAAGCCGAUCAUGAUUACUGUGACUUUCAUGGAUGGUACAACGAAGUCGCUUCUUUGUGACAGUGCAACUACUACACGAGAACUGACAAAGAGUUUAUCUGACACGAUUAAUUUAACAGACACGUUCGGAUUUUCCUUGUUCAUCGCGCUUUUCGAUCACGUCGAGUCUAUCGGAUCUGGCAACGACCACGUGAUGGACGCGAUCAGCAGAUUCGAGCAAAUCGUCAAGAAAGACGGCGCCCAGGAACGACACGCGCCCUGGAGAAUCUUCUUUAGAAAAGAAAUCUUUAGCCCGUGGCAUAAAGCUGAAGAAGACAAGGUCGCUACUAAUUUAAUCUACCACCAGAUUUGCCGAGGCGUUAAAUUCGGCGAAUACAAGUUUGAUUCUGACGAGAAAAUGGCGGAUCUAGCGGCGAAGCAGUACUACAUCGAGUUUGGCAGUGACAUUUCCGGGUCGAAAGUGAUGCCAGUAGUGCCACAGUGGAUUCCUGAUCGAGUCCUGUCAAAGAAAUCUCCAUCCAAGUGGGCAGCUUUGAUCGUCGACCGCCACAAACAAGGAGAACACGUGCGAGGAAGAUGGGAGCCAAAGAUGGUAAAGGACCACAUCGUCAAUCGAGCUCGUUUUCACUGGUCGAUUCUCUUCAGCAGAUUCUACGAAGUUAUGCCGAUGGGAAGCGAUGCCGAAUCGCUGCUAGGUCCGAAAACAAAGGGGAUCGUGGCGAUCAACUUUGCAGGAAUUAUGGUCUUCACUCAAUCAGAGCGACUACUGCUCAGAAUCGAUUUUGUCGAGCUGAGUGGAAUCUCCGUCAGUAGAAACCUCGACGAUGUAGCAAUCGCCUUCAUUGUAACGACGAUCCAAGGGAAGGACUAUCAAUUCGGCUCUCAAAACUGCGCCGAUGUCCGAGAACUUGUAACGACAUUCAUGGAAGGGCUGAGAACAAGAUCCAAGUACGUGGUCGCGAUGCAGAAAAAUCCCGAUAAGGUGGCAAGUGGAGAAGAUGGAUCGAAGUUCUUGAAGUUCAAGAAAGGCGAUUUGAUCAUGUUGGACGAGCCGGCGGGAAAUAAUCUGCUGACGUCUUCGUGGGCGUCUGGAACAAACUCGACUACGGCGGAAUCAGGGGAUUUCCCUGCGGAUUGCGUUUGGGUACUACCGACGCUAACGAAGCCUACUUCGGGGACCAUUGAUUUGUUCAAAAUGUCGAAGUCUGAGUUGGAAAGCUUGAGCAGUCGAGCACCGCAGAAUCAGUUCAAUGUAACGGACAACACGGACUGUAUCUACACUUUGGAAGAAUUCGCGAUGGAGUUCUUCAACCCGAUGCACCAGGAAACUGGCGGCGGUUUUUUCAACUUCUCCAAGAAAGAGCGCGAAAUCGUCUGGGCAAAGACGCAAGAGCCUAUUCGCACGUCACAUUUGCGAUCGGUGCCACAUGACAUCAUCGACGCAGCGGUUAUUAUGUUCACGACUGUGCUCAAGUACUGCGGCGACUAUCCGAGCAAGCGACCAAAACAGGGAAACGAGCUCACAGACGCGAUCUUCAACAUCCCCCUGAACAGCAACGGCCUCCGAGACGAGCUGUUCGUCCAGCUGAUGCGCCAACUGACCAACAAUCCGAUCCCCUACUCGGAAGAACGCUGCUGGGAACUGAUGUGGCUCGCGUGCGGAAUCUUCUCGCCGACGGAAGAAGUGAUGCCCUACUUGGUCAAGUUCUUUAAUUCGAGAAAAGCAGUUUACCCGAUCGCCGAUGAGUGCUCCAUCAGACUGCAAAAGACGAUUCGGGCUGGUUGCAGAAAAUAUCCGCCGCAUUUGGUCGAAGUUGAGGCGAUUCAGAAUAAAACUACUCAGAUAUUUCACAAAGUGUACUUCCCAGACGACACAGAUGAAGCCUUCGAAGUCGAAAGCUCUACCAAAGCGCGCGACUUCUGCCAGAACAUCGCGAAUAGAUUGAGAUUGAAGAGCAGCGAGGGAUUUUCGCUCUUCGUCAAGAUCUCUGAGAAAGUCAUUUCCGUCAAGGAGGAUAACUUCUUCUUUGACUUCGUCAGGCAGCUGACCGAGUUGCUGAGGAAAAACAAGAGGACUUUUGAGAGCCCGCAGUUAACUUAUCAAGUUUUCUUCAUGCGAAAACUGUGGUCGAUGUGCAUUCCGGGCAAGGAUCUGAACGCAGACUGCAUCUUCCAUUUCCAUCAAGAACUGCCAAAGUACCUGCGCGGCUACCACAAGUGCACGAAGCUCGAGGCGGCGCAACUGGCGGCAUUCGUUUACCGCGUCAAAUUUGGGGAGGACAAAUCUCAGUUUCCAGCGAUUCCCAAAAUGCUGCGCGAGCUCAUUCCUCAGGACAUGAUCAAACGGACGGGACAGGACGAGUGGAAGCGCUUGAUCGUCGCUGAGUUCAAUAAAAAUGCUGGAAAGGCGAAAGAAGACGCCAAACUGGCAUUCUUGAAGGUGAUCCAGAAGUGGCCGACGUUCGGCUCCGCCUUCUUCGACGUCAAACAGACCUUUGAUCAGACGCUGCCGAUGGCGAUCAUUAUAGCAAUUAAUAAAUUAGGCGUCUCGUUAAUCGACCCAGGAUCGAAGGAAAUCUUGGUUACUCAUAAUUUCGCGAAAAUCUCGGACUGGGACUGCGGCGAUAACUAUUUCACCAUGUCGAUCGGAGCUAAUCACGCUGGCUCGAAGCUCAUGUGCGAGACGACUCUUGGGUAUAAAAUGGAGAACCUGCUCUCUUCCUACAUCGACCAGAUCCACAACAAUUUGAAAAAGCAGCGCAGCCGAAAGCUUUAA
Oikopleura dioica is the source of this 6249-nucleotide messenger RNA. Lineage: Eukaryota; Metazoa; Chordata; Appendicularia; Copelata; Oikopleuridae. The record is from the annotation of a GenBank genome assembly.